GCUGCAGCUAGUUGGCUGCUCCGUGCUUUAGAGAUACCUGCAGUGAUUCUAGUGUCGCGAGUUACACGGUCAAAAUUCCCCAAAAAAGAUGUCCGUGCGGUAAUAAUACUAAAAAUAAAAGUGGUCUUUCCAAUACGUAUCCUACCUGUCACGGCGUAAACAUUAACAGUGUGCUAUACCUAGAAGAUAUUUUUCUCCUCUGCAUACCAGAAGACAAUUUCUUGGCUACCAUCCGAGAACGAAUUGUUCGAGUUUUUAGAUGAACAUUUUUUCGUUAGUCUCAUUGCUACAGCAUUCCCAUCGUACCACAAAUCACAACAGUGUACAAGCACUUAGUGUCAGCAUGCUGUCGGUGAGGAGUAUUUUACUGCUCCUAGGGACCUUCGUCCUCUUGUCAGGAAAAGGAUCCAAUGCUGACCUCGAGAACAAGGAAUGGUGGGAAAACACCAUCGUCUAUCAGAUUUGGCUAAGGGGCUUUCAAGAUAGCGAUGGGGACGGCGAGGGAGACAUUCGUGGUAUAAUUAAUCGUCUCGAUCACUUGGAACAGCUGGGACUGGAAACGAUCUGGCUGAGUCCUAUCUACACGUCCCCAUUAAUUGACUCUGGUUAUGAUGUUUCUGAUUAUGUAAAUAUCAAUCCACUUUUUGGAACUCUCGAUGAUUUCAAUGAGCUCGUUGAAAAAGCUCAUGAUAAAGAUCUCAAAGUAAUGCUGGAUGUCGUACCUAAUCACUCCAGUGAUGAACAUUAUUGGUUCAAUGCUUCUGUACACAGUGUUGAGCCAUACACUAGUUAUUAUACCUGGGCCAAUGGGACUGUGGUAAAUGGCACAAAUGUUCCACCAAAUAAUUGGAUAAGCACUUACAGUACCGAAGCUGGAUCAGCAUGGACUUGGAACGAAAUAAGACAACAAUGGUAUUACCACAAAUUCCAUAGAUCACAACCAGACCUCAACCUACGAAAUGCUGCGGUUGUCCAAGAACUUUUGAAUAUACUCACCUUCUGGCUGGAAAGGGAUGUCGACGGUUUCCACUUCAGUUCGGCGUCCUACCUUUUUGAAAAUGAAGAACUUUUGGAUGAACCAACCGCCGGAUGUGGGUCUCACACUUCCGGUCUUCCUGAGAAUUCCGGGCUUCUGUAUGAAAUUCAUGCUCAUAUUGCUGAUUGGAUAACAAGUAGCAAUUCCACAUCAAAAUUGCUCAUCGCUGGAUCUGACGAUGACGAUAACACUUUAAUAUCUUACUAUGGAAACGACACUCAUACUGGAAUCUCUCCAUUUAACUAUCGAUUAAUAAAAGACAUAAGCGCAAAUACGAAUGCCAGUACGUUAAAAGCAGUAAUUGAAGAAUGGCUAGAGUUAUUACCAGCCAAUCACAGUACAAACUGGGUGCUAUCAAAUCACGACCAUUCACGCGUGCCAUCUAGAAUUAGUUUGAACCAUGUCGAUGGUCUCCAUAUACUCAGUUUUUUGUUACCUGGACAAACUUUCACCUAUUACGGUGAAGAAAUUGGAAUGCUGGAUACCACAAUUAGUUGGAAUCAAACUAUUGAUCCUUUAGCUUGCGCUCAGACUCAGGAUACUUAUACAACUUACUCUAGAGAUCCAGCCAGGACACCCAUGCAAUGGGACACCACGACUUCCGCUGGUUUUUCAACUAACAAUUCAACCUACCUCCCAGUCAAUUCAAACUACUUAACUAGGAAUGUUGAAACACAAUUAAACCACGAUCUGGCCAACAUUCAAACCUUCAAAGCACUCGCGUCUCUUAAAAAAAAAGCAACCAUCACUCAUGGGGAUUAUGAAAUCUCUGCAGUAAACAAUGACCGGGUUCUGGUUUUGAAAAGGUCUCUUGAGGGUUAUUCGACUUACGUAGCCGUCAUCAAUUUAGGCCUGGCACGACAAACUGUUAAUCUUACAGAAUUAUAUUCCGAUGUGCCGGAGUAUCUCUAUAUAGCAGUUGCAUCUAAUAAUGCUGUUACUAAUUCCACGAUGAUCUCUGUUGACACCGUCAUUCUCACGGCAAAUGCUGCUCUGGUACUGACUGAUGAAGAACCUGAAAACACGACGGAGCCUUCGACAGCAACUCCUGACAUUGACCUCGAUAAUCAAGUUAUUGAGGGCAAUCUUGAUUGGUGGCAGUCAGCUGUCAUCUAUCAAAUUUAUCCAAAAUCAUUUCAGGACUCCAAUAACGAUGGCACAGGAGAUUUACCAGGUAUCAUUUCACGCCUUGAUCAUUUGAUUGAUCUGGGUGUCACUGGUUUUUGGUUGGGUUCCAUAUACACGUCACCUCAAAAAGAUGGUGGCUAUGACAUUUCUAACUUUACUGACAUAGAUCCAUUAUUUGGUACCAUCAGAGAUUUCGAAAAACUCAUUGAACAAGCACAUGACAAGGGGUUAAAGGUCAUUAUGGAUUUAGUUCCAAACCACUCUAGUGAUGAACACCCAUGGUUCAUAAAUUCAAUAUCACGUAUUGAACCGUAUACUGACUAUUACGUUUGGGCGGAUGGAUUGGAUGGAUCUGAUGGAAGUGCACCACCUACCAAUUGGCUGAGCGUGUUCGGUGGUUCAGCUUGGACUUGGAACGAGGAGAGACAACAGUAUUAUUAUCAUCAAUUUGACUCCAGGCAGCCUGACUUAAACUUCAGAAAUCCUAAAGUGGUACAGGAAAUCAAUGAUAUUAUCACAUUCUGGCUGGAGAAAGGAGUUGAUGGUUUCCGCAUGAAUGCGAUUUCUCACAUUUUCGAAGAUCCCGAUUUAUUCGAUGAACCCAUUAAUCCAAAUCCUCCAGAAAAUACGAAUGAAACGGAUUAUGAAUUUCUGCUGCACACCUAUACAAAAGAUCAAAUCGAGACUUAUGAAUUAGUCUAUAGUUGGAGAACACUGCUGGAUAGUUACGCAGCAAGGACUGAUAAUGUCACAAGACUUCAGAUUGUAGAAUCUUCUUCUACCUUGGACAAAGUUAUUCCGUACCAAGGAAAUGGAACCCACAAAGGUGCUCAUUUGUCCUUCAACUUCGGUCUCAUAUUGAACGUCACGCAGGCUUCAGGAGCAUCCGUAUUCAUCAACGAGAUAACUUCGUGGUUGAACUCUAUACCACGAAAUAGUACUGCUAAUUGGGUGCUUGGGAAUCAUGAUCAGAGCCGAGUUGCCUCCCGUUUUGGUAUUAAUCGUGCUGAUGGUUUAAACAUGCUCUCUCUUUUACUACCUGGAGUAGCGUUCACUUAUUAUGGCGAGGAGAUUGCUAUGCUGGACACAUGGAUAUCUUUUGAAGACACUCAAGAUCCACAUGGUAUCAACGCUGGACCAGAUCGUUAUGAGCUGUUCUCCAGAGAUCCAGCCAGAACACCAUUUCAGUGGGACAACACCACGUCAGCUGGAUUUUCUGGCAAUGAAACUACAUGGUUGCCAGUCAAUAGCAAUUAUCUGAUUAGAAAUCUUGCGUUACAAGCCUCAAGAGAAAGAAGUGUUUAUAAGACUUAUAAAGCCAUUGUCAAAUUGAAACAGACUGAAACCAUCAGGAGAGGUUCGACAAGACUGUUAUCUCUCUCUGAUGAUAACGUACUGACCUUCAUACGAGAACUUCAUGAUGAGGAUACUUACGUGAUUGUUAUCAAUCUGAGUCCUUAUUCUAAAACUGUCGACCUAUCUGCAUUCGAUGACCUACCCUCAAAAAUCACAGUCUGUUUAGCAAGUGCUAACGCAAUUGGAAGUACUGGAGACACCGUCAAUAUCGAUUCCGUUAGUCUUUCUGCUAACGCUGCUCUGGUACUUUGUACAACGGAUUUCCCAGAUACUGCAAAUGAAGAAAUUAACGGCGAUCUCGACUGGUGGCAGACGGCCGCCAUUUAUCAGAUUUAUCCCAAGUCAUUCAAAGACAGUAAUGGCGACGGCGUUGGUGAUAUUCAGGGUAUCAUCUCGCAGCUUAAUUAUUUUAAAGAUAUUGACAUUGACGCAAUAUGGCUUGGUCCAAUUUAUACUUCACCGCAAAAGGAUGGCGGAUAUGAUAUUAGUAAUUAUCUCGAUAUCGAUCCCCUGUUUGGAUCUACAGAAGAAUUUGAAACGCUCUUGGAUUCAGCACACGAUCAAGGAAUCAAAGUGAUUCUGGACUUUGUUCCAAACCAUUCGAGCGACCAACACGAGUGGUUUGUCAAUUCAGUGGCACGUGUUGCACCAUACACUGACUAUUAUAUCUGGAGAGAUGGCGUUCACACUGCCAAUGGUACAAAUCCACCCAAUAAUUGGAUCAGUGUAUUCGGUGGUUCCGCUUGGACAUGGAAUGAACAAAGGCAACAAUAUUACUUGCAUCAAUUCAGUACUAAUCAGCCAGAUCUCAACUUAGAGAACCAAGAUGUCAUUGAGGAAACCAAUAGGAUUCUAAGAUUUUGGUUAGAGAAAGGCGUCGACGGAUUCCGAAUUGGUUCUGUAUCCCACCUCGUGGAAGAUUCCAGUUUCCGAGACGAACCCAUCAAUGAAAAUGCUGAUGACUCGGUCCUUGAAUCCGAUUAUGAUUACUUGGAGCAUAUCUAUACCACAAACCUAAACACAUCCUUUGAUCUUGUAGUUCACUGGCGAAGUGUCAUUGAUAAUUACGUGGCAACCACAGGAAGUCAAAAGAAAUUUUUAGCUGUAGAGCCAACUUCAAACACUGAAACAGCAUUAAGAUUCCUUGGUAACGACACAAAUCCUGGGGCUCACGCUCCACUCAAUUUCAAUAUUAUUAAAAAUGUUACCCGUGCAACAUCUUCAGCAGAAAUCAUCAGUUUAAUAACAGAAUGGUUGAACUUGCUAUCCAAAAACAUAACUCCCAACUGGGUUCUUGGAAGUCAUGAUUUCAAUCGUGCAUCUUCCCGCUUAGGGGUUAAUCGCAUUGAUGGUCUCCACAUGUUGUCCCUUUUGUUACCUGGACUGUCAGUUACAUAUCAGGGAGAAGAACUUGGUCUUCAGAACGUGCCGGUAUCCUGGAACCAAACGCAAGAUCCUAAGGGUCUGAAUGCUGGUGAAAGUCGAUUCGAGCUCUUCUCUAGAGAUCCAGCUCGCACUCCGUUCUUGUGGGACGGUACAAGCAAUGCAGGUUUCACAACGGGCUCUUCGACGUGGUUACCAAUUACGAGUGAUUUCCCAGAUUGGAAUCUUGCUAUUCAAAGUAGUGAAAACAGAAGCUAUUAUAACACAUAUAAAUCGCUGAUAGAAUUCCGCAAACUGGUAACAUUUAAACGCGGAGCAACCAAAGUCCAGUCUCUGAAUGAUAACAGCGUUAUCGCAUUCAGUCGCGAGCUUUCAAAUGAACAUACUUACUUAGUAGUUAUAAACGUCGACAUCUACCGCACUUCUGUUGAUCUUACUGGAUUUGAUAAUCUUCUCGGCGAAGAUCUUGUCGUGUGCCUAGCUAGUGCAAAUUCCAUAACUGAUACUGGAGCGGACGUAAAUCUCUCCGAAGUACAGCUGUCCGCCAAUGCUGCUCUUCUCGUUUGCCCGAGAUCAGCUCUACCCGAACCAGUUACGACUCCGGCACCUACAACACCCGCAGUCUCUACAGAAUCACCUGUGGAAACAGAACCUAUACUCGCCAAUGAUGAAAUUGGCGGUGAUCUUGAUUGGUGGCAGACUGCUGCAAUUUAUCAAGUGUAUCCGAAAUCCUUUAAGGACAGUAAUGGAGAUGGAGUCGGAGAUAUUCAGGGUAUCAUCUCGCAGUUGGAUCAUUUCACUAACAUUAGUGUCGAUGCCAUCUGGCUCGGUCCAGUAUAUACUUCGCCUCAGUACGAUCAUGGUUAUGACGUGAGCAACUAUCGUGACGUUGACCCACUGCUUGGUACUUUGGCCGACUUGGAAUCACUUCUAGAGAAAGCGCAUGCUAGAGGAAUAAAGAUCAUACUUGAUUUCGUACCGAACCACUCGAGUAUCGAACACGAAUGGUUUGUCAAUUCUGUCGCACGUGUUGCACCAUACACUGAUUAUUAUAUCUGGCGAGAUGGCGUCUCCACUGACAAUGGUACUAAUCCACCGAAUAAUUGGAUCAGUGUAUUCGGUGGUUCUGCUUGGACUUGGAACGAAGAAAGGCAACAAUAUUAUUUGCAUCAAUUUGGAACCAACCAGCCGGAUCUCAAUUUGGAGAACGAGGUUGUAGUUUCUGAGAUCGACGACAUUUUGAGAUUUUGGCUCGAAAAAGAUUUCGAUGGAUUCCGUAUUGGUUCUGUAUCCCACCUGGUAGAAGACUCCAGUUUCCGAGACGAACCCAUCAAUGAAAAUGCUGAUGACUCGGUCCUUGAAUCCGAUUAUGAUUACUUGGAGCAUAUCUAUACCACAAACCUAAACACAUCCUUUGAUCUUGUAGUUCACUGGCGAAGUGUCAUUGAUAAUUACGUGGCAACCACAGGAAGUGAAAAGAAACUUUUAGCUGUAGAGCCAACAUCAAACACUGAAACAGCAUUAAGAUUCCUCGGUAACGACACAAAUCCUGGUGCUCACGCUCCACUCAAUUUCAAAACAUUUAAACGCGGAGCAACCAAAGUCCAGUCUCUGAAUGAUAACAGCGUUAUCGCAUUCAGUCGUGAGCUUUCAAAUGAACAUACUUACUUAGUAGUUAUAAACGUCGACAUCUACCGCACUUCUGUUGAUCUUACUGGAUUUGAUAAUCUUCUCGGCGAAGAUCUUGUCGUGUGCCUAGCUAGUGCAAAUUCCAUAACUGAUACUGGAGCGGACGUAAAUCUCUCCGAAGUACAGCUGUCCGCCAAUGCUGCUCUUCUCGUUUGCCCGAGAUCAGCUCUACCCGAACCAGUUACGACUCCGGCACCUACAACACCCGCAGUCUCUACAGAAUCACCUGUGGAAACAGAACCUAUACUCGCCAAUGAUGAAAUUGGCGGUGAUCUUGAUUGGUGGCAGACUGCUGCAAUUUAUCAAGUGUAUCCGAAAUCCUUUAAGGACAGUAAUGGAGAUGGAGUCGGAGAUAUUCAGGGUAUCAUCUCGCAGUUGGAUCAUUUCACUAACAUUAGUGUCGAUGCCAUCUGGCUCGGUCCAGUAUAUACUUCGCCUCAGUACGAUCAUGGUUAUGACGUGAGCAACUAUCGUGACGUUGACCCACUGCUUGGUACUUUGGCCGACUUGGAAUCACUUCUAGAGAAAGCGCAUGCUAGAGGAAUAAAGAUCAUACUUGAUUUCGUACCGAACCACUCGAGUAUCGAACACGAAUGGUUUGUCAAUUCUGUCGCACGUGUUGCACCAUACACUGAUUAUUAUAUCUGGCGAGAUGGCGUCUCCACUGACAAUGGUACUAAUCCACCGAAUAAUUGGAUCAGUGUAUUCGGUGGUUCUGCUUGGACUUGGAACGAAGAAAGGCAACAAUAUUAUUUGCAUCAAUUUGGAACCAACCAGCCGGAUCUCAAUUUGGAGAACGAGGUUGUAGUUUCUGAGAUCGACGACAUUUUGAGAUUUUGGCUCGAAAAAGAUUUCGAUGGAUUCCGUAUUGGUUCUGUAUCCCACCUGGUAGAAGACUCCAGUUUCCGAGACGAACCCAUCAAUGAAAAUGCUGAUGACUCGGUCCUUGAAUCCGAUUAUGAUUACUUGGAGCAUAUCUAUACCACAAACCUAAACACAUCCUUUGAUCUUGUAGUUCACUGGCGAAGUGUCAUUGAUAAUUACGUGGCAACCACAGGAAGUGAAAAGAAACUUUUAGCUGUAGAGCCAACAUCAAACACUGAAACAGCAUUAAGAUUCCUCGGUAACGACACAAAUCCUGGUGCUCACGCUCCACUCAAUUUCAACAUUGUCAAAAACGCAACAAGUACAUCGUCAUCGUCAGAACUGAUUGGUCUAACAACGGAAUGGCUGAACUUGCUUUCCGGAAAUGUUACUCCGAAUUGGGUCCUUGGAAGUCAUGACUUUGAUCGCGUAUCUUCUCGCUUUGGAAUUAAUCGUGUCGACGGUCUCCACAUGUUGUCUCUCCUGUUACCUGGAAUUUCAGUCACAUAUCAGGGAGAAGAACUUGGUCUUCAGAACGUGCCGGUAUCCUGGAACCAGACGCAAGAUCCUAAGGGUCUGAAUGCCGGUGAAAGUCGAUUCGAGCUCUUCUCCAGAGAUCCAGCUCGCACUCCGUUCUUGUGGGACGGUACAAGCAAUGCAGGUUUCACAACGGGCUCUUCUACAUGGUUGCCAGUCACCAGUAACUUCCAAAACUGGAAUCUUGAUGUUCAAAGUAAUGCGAACAGAAGUUAUUAUAAUACAUAUAAAUCACUCAUAGAAUUCCGCAAGUUGGAAACAUUUAAACGAGGGGCAACCAAAAUCCAAUCUCUAAAUGAUAACACCGUUAUCGCCUUCACCCGCGAGCUUUCAAAUGAACCUACCUACGCAGUGAUCAUCAAUAAUCUAUUCUAUGGCACCACUGUUAGUCUGUCUGGCUUUGAAAGUCUGACGAAUGAAGAUCUUGUGGUGUGUCUAGCCAGUGCCAAUUCUAUUACCACUACAGGGUCCAACGUAACUAUUUCCGAAAUAUCACUAUCUGCCAAUGCCGCUUUGCUACUAUGUCCGCGAUCCGAAUUGCCAGAUGUGGAACCAGAAGCAACCAGUACGUCCACUGAACCAUCUACACCAGAAACAACCAGUACGUCCACUGAAUCAACUACAACAAUUGAAACCACAACGGAGGAUCAACCGGAUGAACCCGAUUCGGAUGAAGAUCCUGAACCCGAUGGAGCAAUUAAUGUUACAUUCUCUUCUUUACUAUUAGUCAUUACAUUAUUAGUAACCUUUAUGUAAAUCUAACGCGGUAUAAAUUGUAUAACUCGUCUUCAUUAAGAGAAUUUAUUCUGAUACGCGCAGAAAGUACAAUACACGCAUCUACAUCCAAAUUUUGAAUCUACGGUAUCAUUUUAUAAAUACAUGCAAGUUGUUUACUAUGCAUCUCUCAAUCAAUCAACGCUUAUAAAAAAUACUAUAAAUAUGUAUAACAACGGCAGAGAUAUUAUAUUCUGUACAUAAAUAUACAAUCUGGCUGAAAACUGACAGUCUGAUUAGAUAACUCUUA
Messenger RNA from Cephus cinctus (wheat stem sawfly), 9017 nucleotides. RefSeq lists its product as uncharacterized. Gene Ontology annotation, biological process: carbohydrate metabolic process. Lineage: Eukaryota; Metazoa; Arthropoda; Insecta; Hymenoptera; Cephidae. The record is from RefSeq and is a predicted model, not a curated record.